AUGCAAUCAACUCUUCAUAUUGGUGGUGGAACUGUCUCGCCUCCUAGUUUGCACAGUGUGAAAGCUCAAUUUGUGGUAGUAAUGAAUGAUGCCUAUGACUACAAAAUUGGCGCGAACGAUUUUGAUCCUGACACUAUCUUCCCUGAGAUCGUCUCCCAGGGAAAUCAACUAUCCUCCUGUCUGCAGACGCAACUCACACCUAGUCAGGAGGCUGCCUUUGAAGAUCACAUACUGCAUUGUCUUGCUGGAAUGGUAUAUGGCUCCAACAUGAUCGAACGCGCUGGAAUUGGCCGAGACAUCACACUGAAAUUGUGUAUGGCAAUUUUUCGGGGCGAAACAAUAUCAGAGGAUAUCGGAGAAGCCGAAGAAGAAUUCCUGGAGUUAAAAGGGAGCUUCUACGCAGCAACCUUCAAGCCACCACCUCUGCUGUUCUGCACAGUCGACGCGAAGUUGUGCAACACGCAAGGGCCGCUUCCUACAUCAUGA
This is a messenger RNA of Penicillium antarcticum, 486 nucleotides long. RefSeq lists its product as uncharacterized. The coding region runs from base 1 to 486 and encodes 161 amino acids. The transcript has a single exon. The record is from RefSeq and is a predicted model, not a curated record. NCBI's taxonomy places the organism in Eukaryota, Fungi, Ascomycota, Eurotiomycetes, Eurotiales, Aspergillaceae.